Messenger RNA from Epinephelus lanceolatus (giant grouper), 1995 nucleotides. It is a transcript of the gene prodh2, whose product is annotated as proline dehydrogenase 2. The record is from RefSeq and is a predicted model, not a curated record. Lineage: Eukaryota; Metazoa; Chordata; Actinopteri; Perciformes; Serranidae. Gene Ontology annotation, molecular function: proline dehydrogenase activity; FAD binding. Gene Ontology annotation, cellular component: mitochondrion.
CCAAAAGAUGACCACUCAAAUCACAUCUGCUUGGCUUUGCAUCAUUUAGGAUCUUCUGAGAGAUGCUUUUGAGAAGGAGGGGAGACGCAACACACCUUAAAAUUUCAACCAAGGAGGAUCUACACAAACACUUCAAAUCAUUGAGACUCCACCUACAAGCAGAGUCUGUAACACAGAAACAUUCACAUACACACUUGUCCAGUGAUGAUGAUGUGCUCUCGCCUGCGCCCCUCGCUCCCUCACCUCUUGUCAUGUAGGCUGCUGGGUACCACGGCCUCGAGGACGGUGGUAGAGAAGCAGCCUGAGGUUCUCUCAGCAACUCUGGCCUUUGAGGAUCCCAGUGCCUUCAGAGUGAAGAGUUGGGGUGAGCUGCUCCGUGCGCUGGGCAUCUUUCGCCUUUGCUCCUUCCCUGUGCUCGUCAACAACAGUGGGAAGCUGAUGUCAAUAACACGCAAACUCCUGGGGAGGAGGGCGUUUUCCUUUCUGCUGCGGCCCACUGUGUACGCCCAGUUUGUGGCCGGAGAGAAUGAGAGCGAGAUCUCUCAGUCCAUGGAGAAGAUGAGCCUGCUGGGACUGAGGCCCAUGCUGGCAGUGCCAAUCGAGGAAGAUCUGGGAGAGAGCACAGGAGAGAAGAGAUAUGACGACAACAUGGAGGCCAUGUUGGAAUGUGUGCGGAUUUCCCAUGGCAACGCCUGGAGCAAAGACCCGAUGAUGCAGCUGAAGGUCACAGCCCUGCUCAGCCCUGAGCUGUGUGUGAAACUCACAACCCUCAUCGCACAACAACCAUAUGACCUGAAUCUCCUUGUCAGAGCCAUGGAUGGAGAGCAAAUCAACUUCCCUGGUUUAAAUGAAAGCGAAGUUACCCAUUUCCUGUGUGGUCUGCAGAGACUCAACAAAAUAGCAGAGGCAAGUAUAAACAAAGUCCGAGUCCUGGUUGAUGCAGAGUACACCUACAUGAACCCCGCCCUCUCUCUGGUCACCAUGGCAAUGAUGAAGAAGUUUAACAAAGAUGGCGCCUGGAUUUGGAACACAUAUCAGUGUUACCUGAAGGAGUCAAGGUCUCUCCUGUUAGAAGCUCUGCAUCUGUCCAACAAAGAGGGCUUCUGUUUGGGGGUCAAGCUGGUACGAGGAGCCUACAUGGACAAAGAGAGGAAGCUGGCAGAGAAAGAGGGUCGUGUUGACCCCAUCCACAAGUGCUGGGAGGACACCAAUGACAGUUAUAAUGACUCGCUGAAUGUGAUGCUGGAGGAAAUAUCCAAGAAACCUGAACGCUUCAGGAUCAUAGUUGCCACUCACAACGAGGAGUCAGUGAGACGAGCUGCUGAACGGAUGAGAGAGUUGGGGAUAGACAACGAUGGAGGCUCAGUGUGUUUCGGCCAGCUGUUGGGCAUGUGUGAUCAUGUCUCCCUCACACUGGCUAAAGAAGGUUAUGCCGUAUACAAGUCAGUACCCUACGGCUCAGUGGAUGACACACUCCCCUACCUGGUGCGUCGAGCUCAAGAGAACCGCACCGUGCUGCAGGGAAUCCGCAAAGAGAGGGACCUACUGAGGAAAGAGCUCUACAGGAGACUGAGUCUGAGGAGAGGUACCUAAUAAGCUACAAGCAGAAAGAGCAAACAGAAGAAUCAUUGGUGCUGAACCAGUGGGCACUCAGGAAAAGGAAGUCACAUGGGAACAAGAGCGAAAAGUUCAAAUCAAGUAACACUUACAUAUUUCUUGAGUCAUUAAGUUUGUAAUAUCCAAGGAUUUGAAAGCCAUAACUUACUGUAUGCUGAUGAAAAACAGAAGUGAAUGUUAUAAAGGAUCAAACUUGCAAUAGGUGAUGUAGUUUUGAUCUAAGUGAGUGUGUGGUAAACUGAACAACGAUUUCAUGACAGCUAAGAACAAUAAGUCCAACAUUAUAUGUUUUGUUAAGUUUGAUGGACAAGCUGCUGUACAUUAAAAACUGUUAAUACCUUCAUGUUUUAUAGAAAUAAACUGCUUAAAUUUAUGGAA